Neolamprologus brichardi is the source of this 1468-nucleotide messenger RNA. NCBI's taxonomy places the organism in Eukaryota, Metazoa, Chordata, Actinopteri, Cichliformes, Cichlidae. The record is from RefSeq and is a predicted model, not a curated record.
UAAAGGUGGACUGCUGUGUGCCGCGGUGACUGUAAUUCGACUGCCGUCGUCUGUGCCCGUCGACUUUGUCUGUGAUCGUAGCUGGAAACUAUUUUAUUUCUUCAAUAUGUCUGUGAGUCGGAGAAACUGGUCGGCUUUGUCCAGCCUUGCACGACAGUGGACAAUGGAGGACGAGGAAGAGGUGGAGCGGGAGAAGAGGAGGAGGGUGAAGAGCUCAAGCACCAGUGCUGACCAAGAUGAUGACUCCAGCCCCACUCCCACUCCUGAAAACACAUCUGCCAGCGAGAGCGCCUUUGGGACAGACUCCUCAAGUGAAAUGUCCCAAAGCUCCAACAGCAUGGAGCAGGUACAGCUUGACUUUGUGGAGAUGCUGCGAGUGCGUGACGAGAGGCGAAGGAUGCGGCACGUGGAAACGUUGAGACAACAGAAGGAUGGAGGGGAGGAUGAAGCUGAGGUCAGCAAAGAAGGAGGUGCCAGGGUAGAGCUGCUGGGAGACAUGGAUGCAGAGAAGGAGAGUGUUGUCAAACCACAGCCACCAGUAAAAACAUCUUCUCACACCAGCAGCAGCAAAAGUAGAACCAGCAUCUCAAGCAACAAACAUGAGAAUGAAGAGUCAUCAGGCAAAGACCCUGAUCCAAAACCCUCCUCCGGCCCAGCUCGCAAGUUUGUCAGUUCUGUCUCCAUCUCACUUGACAAGAGUCCAUCUGUCAGCGGGCGCACAACUCCCAUGAGCCCCGGUUCUCCGUCAGCCCCCUGGUCACCUCGCGAACACUGGACUUCCCCCUGCCAGAGUCCCUCUCCUCGGGGAGCUCAAAGCCCUGUUCACAAUGGGCACACGGAGGAGACCGGCGUGAAUCGCUCCACCAGUGGAAACUUUGAACAGGCAAACAAACCUGCCUUCAUCAGACAGAGCUCCAGGACUGUAUCUUUCAGGAUGAUGAGAAAGAAAGAAGAGGAUCCUUCGCCGCUCCAGAGGAGAGCUGCUAUGUUGAUUGUCUUUGUUUUGAAGCAGGACCAAAACGAGGAUGAAAACAAAGCGUCAUCUUUCCAGAGAAACUCUAGGCAGAGGAUUUCAUCUAGAUCCAUCCAGGAAAAGAUGGAGAGGCUGGCUCAGGCAGCGCAGAAGUCCGAGCUGACGCGAUUCCCAGAUGUCACCCAGAGGACUCUGGUCCUGCUGGAAGAAGUGUCCAGGAAGAGAGAGAUCUUUGAGAAGGAGCAGCAGGUGCAGAGCCCCUCCAGCCCCGGAGUUUCCAAACAGGAAAUUAGAGGCUUGACAUCAGGAAUGUCAGAGCGGAUCAACCGCUGGCUCCACAAGAGCAGCAAAGCUGGGUCUUCGCACAGUCCUGCUGAUUUGAGACAUGUGGACAUUUCUAGUAAGAGGAGCCUGUUUGAGAACAGCGGUGAAGACAGUGUCUCAAAAUCCAGCCCUGGAAAAAUCUGAAGUGAAGGAAGUUUAUUUAUAAUGUCC